This is a messenger RNA of Xyrauchen texanus (razorback sucker), 2503 nucleotides long. RefSeq names its product PAT complex subunit CCDC47-like. Bases 39 to 1571 code for a protein of 510 amino acids. The transcript has 13 exons. Gene Ontology annotation, cellular component: endoplasmic reticulum. Gene Ontology annotation, molecular function: calcium ion binding. The record is from RefSeq and is a predicted model, not a curated record. Gene Ontology annotation, biological process: endoplasmic reticulum calcium ion homeostasis. Lineage: Eukaryota; Metazoa; Chordata; Actinopteri; Cypriniformes; Catostomidae.
GUUCGUAUUCGCAAAGCACCGUGGGUAGAGUUAGUCAGAUGACCCUCGCCUCUCCUCUGAGAUCUACAGGCGUGUUACCGCUGAAGAAAUCACACAUAUUUAAAGGCUCAGCCAUGAGGCACCUGCUCUUCCUUCUCCCAGCCCUUCUGCUGCUGCUGGGUUUGCCUGACACAAGGGGGCGCUACAAUGAUGACUUUGUUGAUGGUGAGGACAUUGCUGAGUUUGAUGACAAUGACUUUGCAGAAUUUGAAGAUGUCAAUGAAGAUCCAACAGCUGAUGUGGAAAAAGAGCCACCCCCACGAGCAGCCCCCUUGUCCACACCGGUAGAGGACGAUGAAGACGAGGCCACAGUGGAGAAUGAGGAUGGCCAGGAUGAGUUUGAAGAUGGUGAUGCACAGGAUCAAGACAUGUACAGCAAGUAUGACAAUGAGGAGUUUGAGGGCUACGAGAAGACCAACCCCUCCUUCAAAGACACUCUUAUAUACAGAGAGGUCCCAGCACAUCUGCAGAACAGCUGGGAGAGUUAUUACAUGGAGAUCUUGAUGGUCACUGGUCUCCUUACCUAUAUAAUGAAUUACAUAAUUGGAAAAAACAAGAACAGCAGGCUCGCACAGGCCUGGUUCAAUUCCCACAGAGAACUUCUCGAGAGCAACUUUGCCCUUGUGGGUGAUGAUGGUACCAGUAAGGAGGCCACCAGUACGGGGAAGCUGAAUCAGGAGAAUGAGCACAUCUAUAACCUCUGGUGCUCGGGUCGUGUCUGCUGUGAGGGGAUGCUAAUUCAGCUUAAGUUUCUGAAAAGACAGGAUCUGCUGAAUGUGUUGGCACGAAUGAUGAGACCAGCCUGUGAUCAAGUGCAAAUUAAAGUGACACUAAAUGAGGAGGACAUGGACACGUUUGUGUUUGCUGUGGGGAGUCGGAAGGCCAUGGCACGAAUGCAGAAAGAGAUGCAGGACUUGAGUGAGUUCUGCGGGGAUAAGCCCAAGUCAGGGGCUAAAUUUGGUCUCACUGACUCUCUGACCAUCUUAUCAGAGUUGGGAGAGGUCACAGAUGGAUUGAUGGACAACAAGAUGGUAUAUUACCUCUCCAAUCAUGCUGACAAGAUUGAGUCCAUUCAUUUUUCGGACCAAUUUUCUGGUCCAAAAAUUAUGCAAGAGGAGGGUCAGCCCUUAAAGCUGCCUGAGACCAAGAAAACACUGCUGUUUACAUUUAAUGUGCCUGGAAUGGGUAACACAUCUCCCAAAGAUAUGGACAGUCUGCUUCCUCUGAUGAACAUGGUGAUCUACAGCAUUGACAAAGUCAAGAAGCUCCGCCUCAAUAGAGAGGGGAAGCAAAAAGCUGACAGGAACCGUGCUCGUGUGGAGGAGAACUUCCUGAAGCAGACUCAUGCUCAAAGACAGGAGGCUGCUCAGACACGCCGAGAAGAGAAGAAGAGAGCGGAGAAAGAGAAGAUCAUGAAUGAGGAGGAUCCAGAGAGACAGCGCCGCCUAGAGGAAGCUGCCCAACGUCGUGAGCAGAAGAAGCAGGAGAAGAAGCAGAUGAAAAUGAAGCAGAUCAAGGUGAAAGCCAUGUGAGCAGAGGGAGGCAUACGUAGUCAUUAUAAUAUUCUACUACUUCCGUAGCUCCUGCUUGCACCUACCAAUGUACACUCUCUUACAAGGUCUUAUAUGAAUGUGUAUGCAAUUCUGUUGGCUGCUACUGUACCCAUAGAAAUGCUCUGUCCAAUCAGGAUGAAGCAAGCAGCAUGUUAAGGAGUAAAUCUGAUCUUUCAAAGACAACUGGAUUGGAAAUAGAUGUGUUUAAAAGCCAUUUGAAAGUUUUACUGUACAAGUCAUUUAGUUAAAGCAUGGGUGUUCUAAAUAAUUGCAUGGCAGAUUUUAAUUUAAAUUGUAUGAAUUCUGAGCAAGUUGGCCAGGUAAUAUGUUGCUUUCUUGUGGGCUUUGCUAUAAUAAACUUUUAGCCAAUCAUACUUUAGCCAACCCUUUCCAACUCCGUUGUCUCCUGAAGUUCAGACCUUCCAUAUGAGAACUUUGUUGAGAGGAACUGCAUUUUCAUUUGAAUCUACUCAUUUCAUCCCUUGUCAAAGUUUCAGCUAUGCUUCUUUUUAAUUGUGAAAUCAGGGAGUGUUUUUUAAGGAACUGGGUGGGUAAAAAAAAAAGCUACCUUUUUUGUAAUAAAGUGCUUCCUUAUCUCCACUUACUUGGAAGUUCAUGGUUGCAACUAUUUAUAGAUAAAAACUUGGCAAGUCAUCAUCAUCUUUGUGUCUUUCUCACUCUCUCUUUUUAUGAGCAAUUGUGAAUUUUCAAUGAGGCAGCACAAACUACUUCUGUAAUAGUAUUUAAUAGAGGUGAAAUUUUAAUUUAUCUUUAAGUUAAAGGUCGAUCAGAUCAUCCAUGGGCUUAUAUCAUGUUUUUUGAGAGAACAAAUUGUAACACUUUUUUGUAAUAUUUGUUAAAGACAGUGCAAACUAAAUAAAACAUUCACUAAUAAACAAGUUUAAUUUGUG